AUGUAUGAUGCAGAUCAAGGAUCAGAGGAUCAGAGGAUGCGGUCUGCCCGUGGGCGCCUCCACCCCAGCCGCCACCCCCACACACUGCCGCACCUGCAUCGGCUGCUGCUGCUGCUGCUCAUGCCAGUACUGAUGUUCGGGAUGUCGCUUGUGGCUGCAGCACAGCCCCUCGAGCGUCCACACAUCGUAUUCAUCCUCGCCGACGACUUGGGCUGGAAUGACGUCGGCUUCCAUGGGUCUGACGAGAUUCCGACACCCAACAUCGACGCUCUGGCGUACCACGGGGUGAUCCUCAACAGGCACUACGUGCAACCUCUGUGCACGCCGUCCAGGGCCGCUCUCCUCACCGGAAAGUACCCCGUGCACAACGGCAUGCAGCACCUGGUGAUCCUGGAGCCCGAACCGUGGGGCCUUCCUCUGCACGAGACGCUGCUGCCACAGCGCCUGCGCGGUCUCGGCUACGCGACGCACGCCGUCGGCAAGUGGCACCUGGGCUUCUACAGGAGGGAGUACACGCCCACCUACCGCGGCUUCGACGCCCACUUCGGCUUCUGGAAUGGUUUUCAGGACUACUACGAUCACACUGUACAGGCCUCCUUCUCGCCGUUCCGAGGCUACGACAUGCGCCGCGGGCUGGAGGUGGACUACGACAGCGCGGGCCGCUACUCGACCGACGCCUUCAGCGAGGAGGCUGAGCGCGUCAUAGCGCGGCACGACGCCUCGCGGCCGCUCUUCCUCUACCUGUCGCACCUGGCGCCGCACGCCGGCAACCCGGCGCAGCCGCUGCAGCCGCCUCCGGCGCCGCUGCCGGACCUCCGCCACAUUGGCGACCCCGCCAGGAGGGCCUACGCAGCGAUGGUGUGGCGACUGGACGAGUCCGUGGGCCGCGUGGUGUCCGCCCUGGAGAGGCGCGGCCUGCUGGAGAACUCGCUGCUGGUGUUCGCCUCGGACAACGGGGCAGCCACAAGCGGCGUGCACGCCAAUCACGGCUCCAACUGGCCCCUCAGGGGGAUGAAGGGCACACCCUGGGAGGGUGGCGUGCGCGGCGUCGCCGCAGUCUGGAGUCCGAGGUUGAAGCCCCGGGUGUCCCGGCAACUGAUGCACAUCACGGACUGGAUGCCCACUCUGUACUCGGCCGCCGGGGGUGACGUGCGGUCUCUGGGCCGCCUGGACGGAGUGGACAUGUGGCCAUCGCUACUACGUGGUGGCACCAGCUCCCCGCGUCGUCACGUGCUCAUCAACAUCGACGACCGCGAGGGCUACGCCGCUCUGCGCGUCGGAAAUUUAAAAUAUGUUAACGGCUCGGCGUUUCUGGGGUUCCUGGACGGCUGGGAGGGGUCGCCGGGUCGCCGCGGCCACUACAACGUCACCAGCGUCCACCUCAGUCCCGCGUGGCGGGCGCUGUCUCGCUACACCAAGGUGACGGAGGAGACUGUGGCUGCCGCUCGCAGCGCCGCCCUGGUGGAGUGCCCUGGUGACGACGGAGAGGCAGUCGAGUGCGACCCGCUGGUGGAGCCGUGCCUGUUCGACGUGGAGGCGGACCCCUGCGAGCGGCGGAACCUGUACAGGGGGCCGGACGGCCGCUUCGGUCCCCGCUUCGAGGAGGUGCUGGACCUCUACAGGCGGACGGCCCGGCAGCCGCUGAACGUCGACGCCGACGAUAAUGCGGACCCUGCGCGCUGGAACAACACGUGGACCACCUGGGGGGACUUCGUCCACUGAGCGACCAUAUCGCCUGGGUCCCCUUCAGCUCUGUUGGGGU
Schistocerca cancellata (South American locust) is the source of this 1762-nucleotide messenger RNA. RefSeq names its product arylsulfatase B-like. The record is from RefSeq and is a predicted model, not a curated record. The coding region runs from base 1 to 1722 and encodes 573 amino acids. Lineage: Eukaryota; Metazoa; Arthropoda; Insecta; Orthoptera; Acrididae. The transcript has 10 exons.